Molecule: messenger RNA, 1716 nt
Organism: Propithecus coquereli (Coquerel's sifaka)
Lineage: Eukaryota; Metazoa; Chordata; Mammalia; Primates; Indriidae
Product: keratin, type II cytoskeletal 2 oral-like
Exons: 9
Coding region: 1-1716 (571 amino acids)
Biological process (GO): keratinization; intermediate filament organization
Cellular component (GO): keratin filament
Molecular function (GO): structural constituent of skin epidermis
Source: RefSeq, a predicted model, not a curated record
AUGAUGAGCCAGAAGUCCAGCAGAGCCUCCCAGGCCACCCAAGGCUCCAGUGGCCGCUCUGCCAUCGUGGUGUCUGGCCAGAGCCGCAGCAGCUCCAAGUCCCAGUCUGCCUCUCGCUCUGGGGGAGGCAGUGCCUCCUUGGCCUGUGCUAUGAUGGGGGGCACCUUUGGCAGCAGGAGCCUGUACAGCCUUGGGGGCAGCAAGAAGAUCUCGCUGAGUGUGGCCGGAGGUGCUGCCCAGGCUGGGGGUGCGACACGGGGGUGUUCGGGUGCCUUCGGGGGCAGCCUGUGUGGGGCUGGAGGAAGAGGCAUGAGAAGUGGCUUUGGAGGAGGCUCCUUCAGGGUUGGGGGGAGACUGGGCAGCUUUGGAGGAGCACCUGGUGGAGCUAGAGGCCUUGGGAGUUCGGGGAGCUUUCCCCUCGGCAUCCAGGGGGUGACCAUCAACCAGAGCCUCCUGCAGCCCCUGAACGUGGGGAUCGACCCCCAGAUUGGGGAAGUGAAGACCCAGGAGAAGGAGCAGAUCAAGACCCUCAACAACAAAUUUGCUUCCUUCAUCGACAAGGUGCGGUUCCUGGAGCAGCAGAACAAGGUGCUGGAGACCAAGUGGUGCCUCCUGCAGCAGCAGACGGCCACCUCCAAUGCCAGCGCCGAUGACCUGCAGCCCUUCUUUGAGUCUUACAUCAGCUGCCUGCAGGCCCACCUGGACAGGCUGCUGACGGAGCGGGGCCGGCUGGACGGGGAGCUGGGCACCAUGCAGGCACUCAUGGAGGAGUACAGGAGGAGGUACGAGGAAGAGGUGAACAAGCGCACAGCGGCUGAGAAUGACUUUGUGCUUCUGAAGAAGGAAGUGGACACUUCCUACAUGGCCAAAGUGGACCUGGAGGUCAAAGUGCAGAGUCUGAUGGACGAGAUCAACUUCCUGAGGCCCCUCUUUGAGGCUGAAUACAACCAGCUCCUGUCGGAAUCCAAUGACACAUCCGUCAUCCUGUCCAUGGACAACAAUAGGCACCUGGACCUGGACAGCAUCAUCGCCGAGGUCAAGGCCCAGUACGAGGACAUCGCCCAGAGGAGCAAGGCUGAGGCCGAGGCGCUGUACCAGACCAAGCUUGGAGAGCUGCAGACCACGGCCGGCAAGCACAGCGAUGACCUGAGGAGCACCAAGAGUGAGAUCGCCGAGCUCAACAGGACGAUCCAGAGGCUACGGGCCGAGAUAGAGAGCGUCGGGAAGCAGAACAGUAACCUGCAGACGGCCAUCACUGACGCCGAGAAGAGGGGUGAAACGGCGCUAAAGGACGCUCGGGCCAAGCUGGCGGAGCUCAGGGAGGCCCUGCAGCAGGCCAAAGAUGACCUGGCCCGGCUGCUGCGUGACUACCAGGAGCUGAUGAGCGUGAAGCUCGCCCUGGACGUGGAGAUCGCCACCUACCGCAAGCUGCUGGAGGGCGAGGAGUGCAGGAUGUCUGGGGAGUGUCAAAGCUCUGUGUGCAUCUCUGUGGUUCACAACACCAGCACCAUUGAGUCCGGAGCUGCCAGCCGCAAUGGCAGAGGCAGUGGCUCCAGCAUCCCCAGCUGCGGAGGUCAGAGCACAGGUCAGAGCGUCCAGACCAUCAGCAAAGUCCCUGUGGGCCAGAGCUUGGGAGCCAGCAGUGCCUCCUCUUCCUCUGCCAGAAUCAUCCAGACCAGCAGCGCCAGCAGCCAGCGCACGUACGCCAAAUUCUGA